Penicillium expansum is the source of this 459-nucleotide messenger RNA. RefSeq lists its product as uncharacterized. Bases 1 to 459 code for a protein of 152 amino acids. The transcript is spliced from 2 exons. The record is from RefSeq and is a predicted model, not a curated record. Lineage: Eukaryota; Fungi; Ascomycota; Eurotiomycetes; Eurotiales; Aspergillaceae.
AUGAAACCCAUCACUCUUUCUUUCCUCCUAGGCCUCGCCAGCCUCACCACAGCCCGCACCGACCUAGAAGGCUGCGUUUCCUCGGAAGUCAUAUUCGACCACUACUACGCCAGCUACCUCUGCACCGUGGCAUCGACUGCUUCGUCGACUACUGAUAUUGUGCUUGCUUCUGCAACGCAGACUUCCGAGUCAUCGGACUCGUCUUCCGCGUCGUCUUCUUCAUCCCCGUCCGGCACUCAGACUGCUGAUAGCAUGAUCACCGAUGCUCCCUCUAGUCUUACGGCGGUUGCUUCCUCUUUGAAGAUUUCUACCUCAUCGACCUCGAACACUGGUAACGCUACUUCGACUUCCGCUGCAGCGACCAGCUCGUCCGCUUCCAAUGCUGCUACUACCCCCGCCUCCAACGUGGCUGGUAUCAUGGCAGUGAUGGCUGCUGUGAUCGGGGUUAUGAUCCUAUAA